AGCUCUAUUGGUCCUAGUCCCACUAACCCGACUGAGAGAGUGCCCCGUACGCGAAGGAACUGUUUUUGGUGAGGACUGUACUGUGCCCUAAUCGUCUGGGAGCGAGACCUGGCUUUCUUAUCGUGAAGAAGAGGACGACGAAAAUCAAAAUCAUGCCCUUCUCCGAUAGAUCCAUAUAUCAACGAUGCCUCUCCUCCUCCUCCUAUCGUGCUUGAUCUCUUCCGCCACACCUCCGAUAGUGAGUCGGUUGGCUCGUUUUCUGCAUCCGUAGAUUCCCGUUAUUGCUCCUCACGUUUUGACGCGGUUUUGAAUUUUGAAGAUGGAACCGAUGGAUAUUGUGGGUAAAUCGAAAGAGGAUGCGUCGCUUCCUAAAGCAACUAUGACAAAAAUUAUUAAAGAGAUGUUACCCCCAGAUGUUCGUGUUGCAAGAGAUGCUCAAGAUCUUUUGAUAGAGUGUUGUGUAGAGUUUAUAAACCUUGUGUCAUCAGAGUCCAAUGAAGUAUGCAGUAGAGAGGAGAAACGGACAAUUGCGCCUGAGCAUGUGCUCAAAGCCUUAGAGGUUCUUGGGUUUGGUGAGUACAUCGAGGAGGUUUAUGCUGCAUACGAGCAACACAAGCUUGAGACUAUGCAGGACUCUUUAAAAGGUGGUAAAUGGAGCAAUGGAGCAGAGAUGACAGAGGAAGAAGCAGCAGCAGAGCAGCAAAGGAUGUUUGCUGAGGCACGUGCAAGAAUGAAUGGAGGAGCUAUUGCAACCAAGCAACCAGAGAGUGACCGAAGUUUAGAGAGCUAACCUUAGGGGCUUUUAUUUUGUUAAAACCAUAGGCAAGCAUCCUUGACUCUUCAUUUUGUGCGUCUAAUCUCUCCCUCUCUCUUGAUAUAGUGUACAAAAUGUCAUUUGGCAAGUGCACUAGCCUACUUCGCUGUGCACUUGGAGUUGUAUCUCAAACUUAUUUAUCAUUUCUAUAACCUAAAUGUAAUUAGUGCAAGUCCAAAUCCA
This is a messenger RNA of Manihot esculenta (cassava), 997 nucleotides long. RefSeq names its product protein Dr1 homolog. The coding region runs from base 320 to 790 and encodes 156 amino acids. The transcript has 6 exons. Gene Ontology annotation, molecular function: protein heterodimerization activity. Lineage: Eukaryota; Viridiplantae; Streptophyta; Magnoliopsida; Malpighiales; Euphorbiaceae. The record is from RefSeq and is a predicted model, not a curated record.